AUGUCUGCGCCAGAUGCGGAGAACCGAUGGGCCGCCGACGCCAACACGGCCGACGGCGUCGUGGAGAGAGAUGAACCCGCCGCCGACGAGCCUUUGGAGCGGGUGGGAAGUGAAAAGGACGCGGAAGAGGGCAAGAUUGUAGACCGGGAGGCGGUGGAUGAUACAGACUCGAAUGAAGAUCUGGACAAAGAGAAACACAACCGGCUGCAGAUGCGAAGAACAGAGAGCAACUGGACACAGGCGACAGGCACGAGCUACGCGUCUACCGAAGUUGCGGAAGCACAAGAAACGCCACCGCGAAAACGAACAUGGGGCGAGAAGUUGAAUCCGUUCAAGCAUAAGAAUGUCCCUCCUCCGGCCGACGAGCGGAUACCGUCGAAAGAGCACUCGGCCAAUUUCUUCAGCAAACUCACCUUCCAAUGGAUCACGCCGAUCAUGGACGUGGGCUACCAGCGGCCUCUAGACAUCAACGACGUCUGGGCUGUCAACCCGGAUCGAGAGGUAGAAAAGCUGAUGGACAAGCUGAACUCGUCGCUGAAGAAGCGCAAUGAGGCGGGGAGCAAGCGUCCGUUGACCAUGGCGCUAUACGACACUUUCAAGAAGGAGUUCAUCAUCGGCGGUGCUUGUCAGCUUACCGCGGCACUGGUUCAGGUGCUCUCGCCGUUCACGAUGAAGUAUCUUAUCCGAUUCGCUGCGCAGGCCUACGAAGCUCAACGAUCAAAUCUGAUCCCGGCGCCCGACAUUGGUCAUGGCAUUGGUCUCGUCAUUGGCAUUACGUGCAUGCAAGUGGUCCAGUCGCUAUGUACAAAUCACUUCAUCUACCGGGGUAUGAUGGUCGGUGGACAGGCACGAUCGACUUUGAUUGCUGUCAUCUUCGAGAAGGCGAUGAAGAUAUCAGGUCGUGCUCGCGCUGGUGGCAAGGCCAAAGAUGCGGAUCAGGAACAGCACACACCCGAAGGGAUCCAGCCAGGCAGUAAAGAAGAGAAGAAGUUCUUCAAGAAGCGACUCGGCAAAGAUCAGUCGAAGGGCAAGAAAGGUGUCUCUGGUGAUGGCCAAGGAUGGAGCAAUGGCCGCAUCGUCAAUCUCAUGUCCACCGACACCUACCGUAUCGAUCAGGCGUCUGGCAUGUUCCAUAUUUGCUGGACGUCGCCGAUUCAGGUCUUCCUUGCGCUGGCCCUGCUCAUCGUCAAUUUGACGUACAGCGCUCUGGCUGGUUUCGCUUUCAUCUGCAUCAUGAUGCCUCUACUCGGACGUGCCAUUCGAAGUCUGAUGAGCCGACGCAAGGUCAUCAACAAGAUCACCGACCAACGUGUCAGCUUGACGCAGGAAAUUCUGUCUUCAGUGCGCUUCGUCAAGUACUUUGGCUGGGAGACCAGCUUUCUGGACCGGCUUGGGCAGUUGCGAGACAGCGAGAUUGGUAAGAUCUCGUUCUUGCUGUCCAUUAGGAACGGUAUCAUGGCCGUUUCGAUGACCAUGCCCAUCUUCGCUUCUAUGCUGGCUUUUAUCACUUACAGCCAGACGCAUGCGGACUUCAGCCCUGCUCCGGUAUUCUCUUCGCUGGCCUUGUUCAACUCGCUGCGUAUACCUCUCAACCUAAUGCCUAUGGUCAUCGGUCAGGUGGUCGACGGUCUUGCUUCGAUCGCUCGUAUCCAGGAGUUCUUGGCGGCAGAAGAGGCUCAAGAUGAGGCUGUGUGGGACUACUCUGCGAAUGACGCCAUUGUAAUGAAGGAUGCCGACUUUACAUGGGAGCGAACGCGCAAUCAGAACGACGAGAACGCCAAUCAAGCACUGAAGAGCACUGGCGAGAUCCGCAAAGAAGAGAAGGCCGCCAAGGCGAAGCAGAAGGACGAGAAGAAACAGCAGUCGAAGCAGCUUUCCAAUGAGAAGCUGGAGGUGCCUAGUAGCCCUACGACCUCAGACAGCUCAAGCGACAGUGACGAGGAAACGCCUUUUGCCAUCAACAACAUCGAUCUCACCAUCGGGCGUAACGAGCUUGUCGCUGUCAUUGGCGCUGUCGGUUCAGGCAAGAGUUCUCUACUUGGUGCGAUGGCUGGUGAUAUGCGACGCACUGGCGGCCAUGUCACGUUUGGCUCUACUCGUGCUUUCUGCCCGCAGUACGCUUGGAUCCAGAACGCGACGGUCAAGCAAAACAUCGUCUUCGGGCGGGAUUACGACCGCAAAUGGUACAACGAAGUCAUCGACGCCUGCGCACUGAGACCGGAUCUCGAGAUGCUGCCGAGUGGUGACAUGACGGAGAUUGGUGAGCGCGGUAUCACGGUGUCUGGUGGACAGAAGCAGCGAUUGAACAUUGCUCGCGCCAUCUACUUCGAUGCGGAUAUCGUGCUCAUGGACGACCCGCUGUCGGCUGUUGAUGCCCACGUUGGAAGGCACAUCAUGGACAACGCUAUUUGUGGGUUGUUGCGGGACAAGGCCCGCGUUCUCGCAACGCAUCAGCUUCACGUGCUUCACCGUGUGGACCGUAUCAUCUGGAUGAAGGACGGUGCUAUUCACAAGGUUGCCACUUUCCCUGAGCUCAUGGGCCAUGAUCCUGAGUUCCAGCAGCUCAUGGCGACGACCGCUGUCGAAGAGAAGAAAGAGGAGCAAGAAGACGAGCAGGAGGACGAGCGAGAGGACGAAAAGAAGAAGUCGCUGAAGAAGAAAGGCCGCAAGCCUGCUGGCGCACUCAUGCAGCAGGAAGAGAAGGCGGUCGCGAGCGUUGGCUGGGACGUCUACGCCGCCUACGUCCGCGCCGCUGGCUCGAUUAUGGUCGCUCCUCUGAUCCUCUUCAUCCUUAUCAUCUCGCAAGGCGCCAAUAUCGUCACGAGCUUGUGGCUGAGUUGGUGGACUGCAGGCAAAUUCGGCUACAGCGACGGUGUGUACAUUGGUGGCUACGCUGCGCUCGGUGUGGUGCAGGCGGCGCUGCUAUUCACCUUCUCGGUUGCGAUCACGGUGCUCGGCACGAAGUCGAGUAAGGUCAUGUUGCACCGUGCGAUUGUGCGGGUGCUGCGGAGUCCGAUGAGCUUCUUUGAUACCACGCCGCUGGGUCGGAUCACGAAUCGUUUUGCCAAGGACGUGGAUGUUAUGGAUAAUAUGCUCACCGACUCGAUGCGCAUGUUCUUCAUGACCAUGGCGAUGAUUAUCUCCGUCUUCUGCCUCAUCAUCGCCUACUACUACUACUUCGCCAUCGCGUUGGUACCGCUCACGAUCAUGUUCUUGUUCGCGGCCAGCUAUUACCGAGCCUCUGCCCGCGAGAUGAAGCGACAUGAGUCUGUGCUGCGCAGUGUGGUCUUCUCCCGCUUCGGAGAGGCUGUCACUGGUAUCUCGACUAUCCGCGCAUACGGCUUGGAAAAAGAGUUCCGAAAGUCGGUGAAUGAUUCGAUCGACUCCAUGGACGGUGCAUACUUCUUGACGUACGCCAACCAGCGGUGGCUGUCUGUUCGUCUGGAUGCUGUGGGCACGCUGCUGGUCUUCACCGUCGGCAUCCUGGUCGUCACUUCGCGCUUCUCCAUCAGUCCCAGUACUGGCGGGCUCGUGCUUUCGUACAUCCUCACGAUCGUGCAGAUGAUUCAAUUCACAGUGCGACAGCUGGCUGAAGUGGAGAACAACAUGAACUCGACCGAGCGCAUACACUACUACGGCACUCAGCUCGAAGAAGAGGCACCCCUCCACUUAGGCGACGUACCAGCCGACUGGCCACAGAAGGGCGAGAUUGUCUUCGACGACGUGCAGAUGCGAUACCGCGAAGGCCUUCCCCUCGUCCUCCACGGCCUCAGCAUGCACGUCAAAGCCGGCGAGCGCAUCGGUGUCGUCGGUCGAACAGGCGCCGGCAAAUCUUCCAUCAUGUCCACCCUCUUCCGCCUGAUCGAGCUUUCCGGCGGUUCUAUCACGAUCGACGGCAUCGACAUUGCGAAGAUCGGCCUCUACGACCUCCGCUCUCGGCUUGCCAUCAUCCCGCAGGACCCUACGCUCUUCCGCGGCACCAUUCGAAGCAAUCUCGACCCGUUCAACGAACACACCGACCUCGAGCUCUGGAACGCCCUCCGUCAGGCCGAUUUGGUCGGUAGCGAACAGGCUUUGGAAGACGAGAGUGGGCGCAUCCACCUCGAUACCGCUGUGGAAGACGAAGGUCUCAACUUCUCGCUUGGACAGCGGCAACUUCUUGCUCUUGCUCGUGCGCUUGUGAGGGGGUCGCAGAUUAUCGUGUGUGAUGAGGCGACGUCUUCGGUGGACUUUGAGACGGAUCAGAAGAUUCAGCGGACGAUUGUGAGGGGGUUCAAGGGGAAGACGCUGUUGUGUAUUGGCUACGACAGGAUCUUGGUCAUGGACCAGGGCAACGUUGCCGAGUUGGACUCGCCGAUCAGUCUCUACGACCAAGGCGGUAUCUUCAGGGGUAUGUGUGACCGCAGUGGUAUUAGAAGGGAGGACUUCUUCAACAGCGCGGAGGCGAGGUUUGAUGCGGAGAGUCCGGCGUUAGAGAGGAGCAGGAGUGCUGCGCAGAUGCAGUAA
Molecule: messenger RNA, 4506 nt
Organism: Saxophila tyrrhenica
Lineage: Eukaryota; Fungi; Ascomycota; Dothideomycetes; Mycosphaerellales; Extremaceae
Gene: YOR1
Product: ATP-binding cassette transporter yor1
Exons: 3
Coding region: 1-4506 (1501 amino acids)
Biological process (GO): transmembrane transport
Cellular component (GO): membrane
Molecular function (GO): ATP binding; ABC-type transporter activity; ATP hydrolysis activity
Source: RefSeq, a predicted model, not a curated record